AUGUCGUCGCUGCGCUUUACUGACGACGACUUCCAAGCCGCCUGGAAGGAACUAGACGAGCCGCAACUGGACGGAGGAUGGCAGCUUUUCACCGAAACCAUGGGCGUCCAAAUUUACAGACUUCUGGAAAAGGAAACGGGACUUUACGAGUAUAAAGUGUGGGGUUCACUGAGCGGAUGCGAGGCGGAACUGUGCGCUGACGUCUACAUGGACCUGACAUACCGCAAGCACUGGGACUCGUACGUCAAAGAGCUGACGGAGAGGGAGAUUGACGGGCAGUCGGCCAUCUACUGGGAGGUCAAGUACCCCUUCCCUCUGUCCAAUCGCGACUAUCUGUACGUCAGGGAGCAACGCGUGCUGGACGUGGAUGGCAGGAAGAUAUGGGUGAUCUUGGCCAGAAGCUGGCCCGAGGCGUCGUACCCCGAGAAGAACGGCAUCCUGAGGGUCAAAGACUACAAACAGACGGUGGCAAUAGAGGCCGACGGCCAGACGGGAACCAGAGUUUUCAUGAACUACUUUGACAAUCCCGGUGGCAUGAUCCCCACGUGGCUGGUCAACUGGGCAGCAAAGAGCGGCGUUCCCGGCUUCCUGACGGACAUGAAAAAGGCCUGCGCCGAGUAUCCGCUCUACUGUCAGAAGAAAUGA
Messenger RNA from Nerophis lumbriciformis (worm pipefish), 645 nucleotides. Lineage: Eukaryota; Metazoa; Chordata; Actinopteri; Syngnathiformes; Syngnathidae. The record is from RefSeq and is a predicted model, not a curated record.